GCACGGCACCGCACCGUAUCCUGUGCCGCGCAGGUUCCCGCGUUCCUCUUCUUCCUGGCCCCGCCGCUUUCCUCCUCUCCGCCGCGGGCCGGCAUGGGGCUGCUGUCACAGGGCUCGCCGCUGAGCUGGGAGGAGACGCGACGGUACGCGGAGCACGUGCGGAAGCACGGCAUCCUCCAGUUCCUCCACAUCUACCGCGCCCUGCGCGACCGUCAUAAGGACGUCCUCAAGUGGGGUGAUGAGGUGGAGUAUAUGUUAGUAAAAUUUGACCAUGAGAAUAAGAAAGUGCGCUUGGUGCUCUGCGGUGAAGAAGUUCUUCAAACACUUCAAGACAAGGGUGAGAAGGUAAACCCCAACCACCCGACACUCUGGCGACCAGAAUAUGGAAGCUAUAUGAUUGAAGGGACACCUGGGCAGCCAUAUGGGGGAACCAUGUCUGAAUUCAACACUGUGCAAGACAACAUGAGGAAAAGACGGCAAGAGGCUGCUUCUGUGCUCAAAGAAAAUGAGGCUGUUUGCACUGUGACAUCAUUUCCAAGGUUAGGGUGUCCUGGGUUCACGCUGCCAGAAUAUAAGCCAACACCGGUAGAAGGAGGAGCUUCAAAAUCCCUCUUUUUUCCAGAUGAAGCCAUCAAUAAACAUCCUAGAUUUAGUACUCUGACCAGAAACAUUCGGCACCGAAGAGGAGAGAAGGUUGUGAUAAACGUACCAAUAUUUAAAGACAAGAACACCCCAUCACCAUUUAUGGAAACAUUUCCUAACGAUGAUGGAGAAGCAGCAAAGGCAGCAAAGCCAGACUAUAUAUACAUGGAUGCUAUGGGGUUUGGAAUGGGAAACUGCUGUCUUCAGGUAACAUUCCAGGCUUGCAGCAUUUCUGAAGCAAGGUAUCUUUAUGAUCAGCUGGCCACAAUCUGUCCCAUCGUGAUGGCAUUGAGUGCUGCAUCUCCAUUCUACAGAGGCUACGUGUCUGAUAUUGACUGUCGCUGGGGAGUAAUCUCUGCAUCUGUAGAUGAUCGAACACGAGAGGAGAGGGGGCUAGAGCCACUGAAGAACAACCAUUAUAGAAUCAGUAAAUCCAGAUAUGAUUCCAUAGACAGUUAUCUAUCUGAAUGUGGUGAGAAAUACAAUGACAUUGAUUUGACAAUAGACAAAGAUAUCUACGAGCACCUGAUAAAGGAAGGUAUUGACCACCUUUUGGCACAGCAUAUUGCACACUUGUUCAUUCGAGACCCCUUGACUUUGUUUGAGGAGAAAAUACAUCUAGAUGAUGCAAACGAAUCCGACCAUUUUGAGAAUAUUCAGUCUACAAACUGGCAGACAAUGAGGUUUAAGCCACCUCCUCCAAAUUCAGAUAUUGGAUGGAGAGUGGAAUUCAGACCUAUGGAGGUCCAGUUAACAGACUUUGAAAACUCUGCAUAUGUUGUCUUUGUGGUAUUACUAACCAGAGUGAUUCUGUCAUAUAAACUGGAUUUUCUCAUUCCGUUGUCCAAGGUGGAUGAAAAUAUGAAGGUGGCCCAGAAAAGAGAUGCUGUCCGGCAGGGAAUGUUUUACUUCAGAAAAGAUAUUUGUAAAGGUGGAAAUGCUGUUGUGGAUGGAUGUGGCUCUGCACAGAACGGGACAGGCACCAACAUGGAGGAAUACACCUUAAUGAGCAUUGACACAAUUAUCAAUGGGAAGGAAGGAGUCUUUCCUGGUUUGAUCCCAAUUUUGAAUUCCUAUCUUGAAAACAUGGAAGUGGAUGUGGACACAAGGUGCACCAUCCUAAACUACCUGAGGCUAAUAAAAAAGAGAGCAUCUGGGGAACUAAUGACAGUGGCUCGCUGGAUGAGGGAAUUUAUCGCACAGCAUCCAGACUACAAGCAAGACAGUGUGAUCACUGAUGAGAUGAAUUACAGCCUCAUUUGGAAGUGCAACCAAAUUGCACAAGGCCACGCAGAGUGCCCUGAACUAUUGGGGGUAGGAUUUAAUAAGAAACAAAGUGGAAACAAAACUGGCUCUUUGUAAUGAAUUGAGGUUUCUUUAAUGAUAGAACGUGUAAGCCUUUUAGUGAAACACUAGCAAAGAUACUGUGAAUCUGGUACAGUUUCAUGGUGCGAAGACCAAAACAGGGAUACUGCACUAAAAAAUGGGCCAAUCUGCCUACAUACUCAUUCAAGGCAUCGAAAAUGGGCAUAUUCUUAUUGUCAAGGUUUAUACAAUGUAUAUGUAAAUAGUAAAAUAUUUUUAUGAUUAACAUCAAUGUAUUUUAAUAACGCUGUAUCUAAAGUUAUUGUGAAUUAGCUUGUAACUUUUUUAUGCUUAUUCUAGAAAGAAAAAAAUUGAACAGCCUUGUAAAUUUAAUGGUACUUGUAUAUUAUAUGCAUUCCAGUUACUGAAUGUUUACUGUAAUUUUUUAACCUGGAAUGUGCUAAGUAAUCUACCGUAUCGUGUAAGAAAAACAAAACAACAACAAACCACAAACAAAAAUCCCAACAAGUCUGCUGGAUCUACCUGAAUUACAGAUACUUUUUCUUUCCCUUUGGGUUUUGAAAGUAUAUAAGAACAGACAAAUGCACGUGCAUCUCACUUGUUAAUCUUUAUAGCAGUUUCUCAGUUGCCACAAGACCUGCAUCCAUCUGCUCUUAAACUGCAAAACUUGGAGGAGCAGGUCUGUCCUAUUCAGAUAACCUGCUUGUCUCCUGGUAACUGAACUUAGGAAAGGUCUGCCGUCUUCCU
Molecule: messenger RNA, 2715 nt
Organism: Dryobates pubescens (Downy woodpecker)
Lineage: Eukaryota; Metazoa; Chordata; Aves; Piciformes; Picidae
Gene: GCLC
Product: glutamate-cysteine ligase catalytic subunit
Exons: 16
Coding region: 94-2004 (636 amino acids)
Biological process (GO): glutathione biosynthetic process
Cellular component (GO): glutamate-cysteine ligase complex
Molecular function (GO): glutamate-cysteine ligase activity
Source: RefSeq, a predicted model, not a curated record